This is a messenger RNA of Microthlaspi erraticum, 495 nucleotides long. NCBI's taxonomy places the organism in Eukaryota, Viridiplantae, Streptophyta, Magnoliopsida, Brassicales, Brassicaceae. The record is from the annotation of a GenBank genome assembly.
AUGCUACAAGAUAUUCCAUCGGAGCAAACUCCAAAAUCUCUUGACAACAAACAUUCGGAAAGAAGAGAAAAUCCGUCAAUAAAAAGGAAUUCUAAGAAAUCUCUUAAGGCACAAAAGGCAAACUUAGCGAGUCCAUAUAACACUGAGCUUACAGGUUUCAGUGGAAGCAACUCUUUAACCCCUCAAGCCUUUGCAUCAGAACACGGUCGUCCGAAUAUCACGAUUCAGUUUUCAGAAACAACUUCUCCGGCAAAUGCAUUGAGACUCACUCUGCCAUCGGUACAAAGCCCCUCUAAUUACACGGUGGUUCAGCCUAACUACGGCUCAGGUUUCACCGGUACAAGACCGUCAUAUAACGGCUUUCUAGUUAGAUAUGGCAACCAUGAAUCUGCCGGGAGAGGAGAUUCUUCUUCAAUGAACAACAAUUCUAGGAAUCCUGUCAAGUCUUCAAAGAGAAACCUUGAGUUUACUGGGACAAACGGGUGGCCAUCUUAA